Messenger RNA from Seminavis robusta, 1218 nucleotides. Lineage: Eukaryota; Bacillariophyta; Bacillariophyceae; Naviculales; Naviculaceae. The record is from the annotation of a GenBank genome assembly.
AAUGACGUGGACCUGAAUUUGGAUGACUCCUUCUAGAUUCCAGAUAUUCACCCUCCCAAAAGCACACCCAUUGAUCUCACAAUUUAACGCCAGAGCACUUGCAAUCUUUCCACCUUCUUUCUUCACCUGACCAAAACGAAAACACCAACCAUGAGUUUGGAAAUGGAAUGUACAACUCUAUUCUCUGUCAUUGACAGCUGGGAAUCACUAAGACGCGUCCCAAACCAUAACGAAGUGGCUGGAACUAUCCUAUUCAUGCAUCUCUUCGAGUUGUGCCCUGCCACCAAGGUCCUCUUUGGCUUCCCCAUGGAUAUGGACCCCCGAUGUGAAGAAGUCAAGAAUAGUCCACGCUUCCAGACUCAUGCCAAAUACAUGAUCAAUAUGCUUGACAGAGCCCUCAACAUGCUUGGACCUGAUGCUGAGCUCCUGGGAGAAAUUCUCUCUGACUUGGGCAAGAAACAUGCCAGGCUUGGCGUUCAGGAACGCUUCUUUCCUUUUAUGGGAGAUGCCCUCAUCUUGACGCUUCGAGAAGUGCUUGGUACUGAGUUCACCCCUGAUAUUGAGUCGCACUGGAAGGAAGUCUACCACGCCCUCUCCACCAACAUUGUCAAGUCCAUGAACUCGGAGAAGUCCGUCUUGGAUAGCUGGGCAAGCCUCAAAGAGACGGAGGACUACGAGGAGCGCUCCGGUUCACUCUUGUUCCGCAAGCUGUUUGCAUUGUGUCCCGAAACCAAAACUCUCUUUGGAUUCCCCCUUGAUUUGGACACAGAAUCAGAGGUCUUGCUCAAGAGUCGACGAUUCCGAAUGCAUAGCAAGUACUUUAUUGAAAUGCUGGACAAGGCACUGGGCAUGGUAGAAGCGAAGCAAAUGGAACAAAACCUGAAGGAACUGGGGCAGUUGCAUGCAGCGUACGGAGUCAAGCCAGAGUUCUUUGCCGUCAUGGGUGAAGCUCUUUUUGACACUUUGGAAUCCAUGCUGCCAGAUCAAUGGAACAAGGAACUCCAUGCCCAAUGGCAGGAUGUGUAUGCGCGGCUGUCCUCUCAGAUGAUUGCUGCCAUUCGACAAGCCAAGAAAUAGACGAUGCCACGAAAGGCUGGUUUGUGCUCUUGGUAUAGCCAGCGGAGGCAAUUUUUUGCACUGCCAGAUUGUUUUGCCCAACACCAACCCAAAGAUUCAGAUGCAUAUGAAGUUAUAGAUCGUUCAAUAGUUCAUUUUUUC